This is a messenger RNA of Saccostrea cuccullata (small rock oyster), 760 nucleotides long. RefSeq lists its product as uncharacterized. The transcript is spliced from 10 exons. NCBI's taxonomy places the organism in Eukaryota, Metazoa, Mollusca, Bivalvia, Ostreida, Ostreidae. Bases 3 to 701 code for a protein of 232 amino acids. The record is from RefSeq and is a predicted model, not a curated record.
UCAUGAAGAGUGUUCAUGGAGAACUAAAGACCGAAGUUCAAAGAAGGAAAACUGCACGAGAUAUUGAAAGAAAAGUCCUGCAGGAAUACAUGGAAAAGGUAGCGAAAAGGACCAAUUAUAGGACCAACAUUCAAGCAGAUAUACACAGAAAAGUAGAAAUAAUGGACGCAGUGCACAGAGAGCUUGUGAGAGUGGAGGAAAGAAAGAAAGAUCGAGUCAUUAAGGAAUUCGUGAGAAACAUCAUUAUUGCUGCAAAUGAAAAAGUACGAAAGGAUAUUGUAAGGGAGUUUGUCAACAAUGUGAUUAAUAUGGCAAAGAAACAACUGCAAAACCAACUUCAGCAAAGUUCAAGGGAGACAGCCUCUGCAAUGAAGAUACACCACGGCCAAUUCCAGCAAAAAAUGCAAGAAAAAUCAAAAAGUUCCACCAAAGAGAGACAACUUGAAGCUACUGAGGAGAAUGAGGAGGAAACAUUUGUUCCCAGAAAACUCUUUCUUUUCAAAAUAGAAUCUUUCAAGGAGAACCCAAAGUGUAAUGAGCCAAAUCUAGCUAAGUAUACUCCUAACCCAUCUUCAAGCUUGCCAAAUUCGUCAUCGUUGGAUGACCAUACUCAUGGAACAUGUUCAGAAAAGAAGUCAUCUCCAACCAAGACAAGAAAAAGCAUCAGAACCCGUGUUCUAAAGUUUUUCGGACUUAGAUAAAUUCAGGUUAAGAAAAUGUGAAUCUAAGAGACUGCUAAUAACAGAAGAUUGUGUUCGAA